Molecule: messenger RNA, 2578 nt
Organism: Papilio polytes (common Mormon)
Lineage: Eukaryota; Metazoa; Arthropoda; Insecta; Lepidoptera; Papilionidae
Product: cationic amino acid transporter 4
Exons: 7
Coding region: 131-2110 (659 amino acids)
Biological process (GO): transmembrane transport; amino acid transport
Cellular component (GO): plasma membrane
Molecular function (GO): amino acid transmembrane transporter activity
Source: RefSeq, a predicted model, not a curated record
CUCUAUUAUACACUCCUCAUUGAAACUGGUAAUAGUAUAGAAUUAAAAUCUUCUAAAAAAUAAAAAACCUUCCAACAUUUUCGAGCUAUUGCGGUUACAAUUUUGCCCUCUACAAUAAAGUGCAAGCAAAAUGCCGGGGGCAAGGCACAAAAUAUUGGGGCACGUGCUAUCAGGAUUUUGUCAUAAAAUGAAUCGACGUAAAUCACUUCAUGGAGAUUCAUUGGACACACCGUUGAAUCGUUGUCUCACUACUGUCGAUAUUACUUUAUUAGGGGUGGGACACAUGGUCGGUGCUGGUAUUUAUGUGUUAACGGGAACAGUGGCACGGCACAUGGCGGGUCCAGCGACAGCCCUGAGUUUCUUAUUCGCUGGCAUCACGUCGACACUCGCGGCUCUGUGCUACGCUGAAUUCGGCACCAGAAUACCCCGCGCUGGAAGUGCUUACGCAUACACUUACGUCAGCAUUGGAGAGUUUUGGGCAUUUAUAAUAGGAUGGAACAUUGUCCUGGAAUAUAUGAUAGGUGCUGCUUCGGUAGCCAGAGCAUGGUCAGGAUAUUUGGAUGAAAUGGUAGGCGGAGCUAUAAGCAACGCCACAAUUUCAGUGACAGGAGAAUUGCAUGAAACCCUUCUCAGUCGAUACCCUGAUGUUUUAGCUUUCGUGAUCUGUAUAGUUGCAUCACUUAUAUUAGCAGUUGGUGUUAAAACUUCAGCUUAUAUAAACAAUGGUCUUACGAUCUUGAAUCUUCUUGUGAUAACACUGGUCAUAUUCCUCGGUUUUUACUAUGCCGACAUCACUAAUUGGUCUGAGAAAAAUGGUGGUUUUAUGCCGUACGGCUUCAGUGGUGUAUUAGCUGGUGCUGCAACUUGCUUUUAUGCAUUCGUCGGUUUCGAUAGUAUAUCUGCUUCCAGUGAAGAAGCAAAGGAUCCAUCUCGAUCGAUUCCGAUUGCUACCAUUAUGUCGAUGGGUUUGGUUGCGGUGGGAUAUAUUCUUGUUGCCAUAGCUUUGACUCUUAUGGUUCCUUAUCAAACUAUAAACCCUGACGCCGCUCUUCCGGCCGCGCUAGGGGCUGUUCACGCCGAGUGGGCUAAGUAUGCGGUGGCAGUUGGAGCCGUGUGUGGGAUGACGACUACAUUGCUAGGAUCGUUGUUUUCUUUGCCUCGUUGUUUGUACGCCAUGUCUGUUGACGGAUUGUUGUUUGGUUUCCUCAGCGAUAUGAGUAACAAUAAGUCUCAAAUUCCGAUAUGUAAUCUCAUUAUAUCUGGAUUUUCUUCAGCGCUAAUAGCUUUGUUGUUCGAUUUGGAGAAAUUGGUCGAGUUUAUGUCGAUAGGCACUUUAUUAGCGUACACUAUCGUAAGUGCUGCAGUCAUUAUACUCCGAUACCGUCCAACUCCGACGAUAGAGGAUAAAAGUUUUUGCACGCCGCAAUUAGACUCUCCAUGCGAUCGUGAGGACAGUUCUGCUACUGGCACUCCUGGAACUGAUAAUGGAUCUUCUUCUUCUGAGAUGUUCGAGGCGCUGACGGUGGGGCGGCUGCGUGCGCAGUACGCGUGGCUGGAGCCGCUGGCCGGCGGGCGCGCGCCGGGCAGCGCGGUCACCGCCUGCGUCUAUGUCUUCACGAUUGCUGCCGCCGCGCUCUGCGUCCACAAUCACUUCCUGGCCGAACCCGCAGGACUGUGGGCGAUACUACCUGAUGCUGUACUUAUCUGCAUUAUUAUUGCCUGUCUGGUGGUGAUCUGGGCGCACCAGCAGAGCCCGGCGCGGCUGCCGUUCCGCGUGCCCUGGGUGCCUCUGCUGCCAGCCGCCAGCGUGCUGCUCAACGUCGAGCUCAUGGUUAACCUAAAGGGCCUAACCUGGGCUAGAUUCGCUAUUUGGAUGACUUUCGGUCUUCUCCUGUACUUCCUGUACGGCAUCCACCACAGCAAGCUGGGCGAGGGCGUGGGGCUGCUGUCGCGGUCUGGCAGCGGGAGCGGGGGCGGCGCGCGCGGCUGGGGCGCAGUCGACAAGACCAGUGCCAUCGCGCGCCGCGUCGGCCGUCUCGCGCGCGGCUCCAAAGGCGACGACCGUAAGCCCAUCAUUUGCGACGACGAACUCGCCAGACGGGAUCCGUGAUUUUAAAUUACAUCGCCGUGAUACGGUCAAUUUUGCACCAGUUAUACAUAUACGGUGUCUGUGUGCAGGAGUUAUAUGUGACAAAUUAUCACUAAAUCAAUUCGAGAUGAGCGCCUAAAUCUUGUAAACAUGCUAACGUCAAAUUACAUAUAUACUGGUCAGUCACUAAACAAUUUCAUGCUUAUAUUAGUAAUAUAAUUUUGUGGAAUUAUCAGGUAAAAUCCCUGCUUUUGGGAAACAUUGUUUACAAUAUUUAGGUUUUCAUUUGAAAGAAGAACUAUUUAUUGAGUCUUACGUACAGUUUGCCGCUGCCACCUCUCGGGCGCACAAAAUAAGCUAACGGUCAACGGUUUAUGUAAAUUAACAAUUAUUUAUUGCAUGUUUGAUGAAGAUACUAUUUGUUAUGAAGUUAUAAUUUAUUUCUGACACAUUUAUUGAUGUUAAUUGUUUAAAAAUGUUUAUGAAAUU